This is a messenger RNA of Pipistrellus kuhlii (Kuhl's pipistrelle), 1411 nucleotides long. It is a transcript of the gene FRAT1, whose product is annotated as FRAT regulator of WNT signaling pathway 1. Gene Ontology annotation, cellular component: cytoplasm. The record is from RefSeq and is a predicted model, not a curated record. The transcript has a single exon. Gene Ontology annotation, biological process: positive regulation of canonical Wnt signaling pathway. NCBI's taxonomy places the organism in Eukaryota, Metazoa, Chordata, Mammalia, Chiroptera, Vespertilionidae. Bases 197 to 1009 code for a protein of 270 amino acids.
GCUGGAGCCGGUAGGAUUCCGCCUGCCGCGGUGCACGGCGCGGCACGAGCGCCCGUGGGUCCCCGGCUUCCCUGGGCGCCCCGGCCCCAGCCCGGUCCCAGCCCCGGCUUCGGCCUCAGCACCGCGCCCGGCUCCGCCGCGGCCCCCGGAGCCGCCAGCGACGCCCGCAGAGUCCCCGGCGCCGGGGCGGGGGGCCAUGCCGUGCCGGCGGGAGGAGGAAGAGGAAGCCGGCGAGGAAGCGGAGGCGGAGGAGGAGGAGGAGGAGCGGGGCGGCUUCCUCCUGCUGGAGCGGCCGGUGACGCGGGGCGGCUCGGGCGAGGUGGACCGCCUGGUGGCCCAGAUCGGCGAGACGCUGCAGCUGGACGCGGGGCCGGACCGCCCAGCUUCCCCGUGCGCGCCCCCCGCGCCGCCGCCGCCGCUGCAGCCCCCGCGGCCCCCGGCGGACAAGGCCCGGCCCCCGGACCGGCCGCUGCCGCCGCCCGCGCCGCCGGGGGCCCUGCGCUGCGCCCUCGGGGAGCGCGGCCGCGUGCGGGGCCGGGCUGCGCCCUACUUCGUGGCUGAGCUCGCCGCCGGCCCCAGCGCGCUGUCCCCGCUGUCCCCGCACCCCGGCCUGGAUGGGCCUUCCAGAGCCGACAAGCGGGGCGCCCCAAAGCAGCCUCUGUCGGGCCCGUGCCGGCGGGGAUGGCUGCGGGGCGCCGCCGCCCCCCGCCGCCUGCAGCAGCGGCGCGGGCCGCAGCCGGAAGCCCGCCCCGGCGGCGACGACGACCCGCACCGGCUCCUGCAGCAGCUGGUGCUCUCGGGGAACCUCAUCAAGGAGGCCGUGCGGAGGCUGCACUCGCGGCGGCUGCAGCUGCACCCGAAGCUCCCCCCGCUCCCGAGGCCGCCGGUGGCCGCCGCGCACGAGCCCCCCUCGCCCCGCAGCCCCCGCGCGUCUGGCGGCGCCCCGGGCGCGGCGGGGAGGAGGGCGCCGCUCCGGCCCGGCGACGGCGUCCGGGUGCCCGGCAGCUGACACCCGCGGAGUGGACACUGGGCCGGCCUCUGCCUGGAGGACAAGGGACCCUCCUGAGGGCUGCAUCUCUCAUCAGACCGGUGCACUGCCGCUCUGGGAAGCGGGGAAAGAAGCUAAUCAAGACGUGGAAUCGAAAAAGACGCGAAUGUUUUCGUGGGGAACUGAGGUCAAGGCCCCGUUUUAAAAAAAAAUAAGGGGGGGGGGGGGGACUCGGUUGGCCUUAUAUACGGCAGAUUGCAGAACGCACCCCAAGCUCACAAUCCACUGGACUCUUUACUUUUUUUUUUUUUUUUUUUGGCAUAUGAAAAUUUAUUACUACUGUGAUUUCACCAUCAAAACUUAGGAUCUUGGUCUUUCCUUCUUGCCUUUGUAUAAGGCCAAAAGAGACGCAUUGGCUACGUU